Notodromas monacha is the source of this 5230-nucleotide messenger RNA. Lineage: Eukaryota; Metazoa; Arthropoda; Ostracoda; Podocopida; Cyprididae. The record is from the annotation of a GenBank genome assembly.
AGGUUAAACCGAAUAUGCGCGGCUAAGUUCAGAUAGGCCGGUACAGAGGACGGAAUGGAUGAAACGCAUCAGGACUUCUGAUGCCCGAACUGAAUCUCGUUUUUCCGACCAUGGAUUCCUUGGAGUCGUCAGAAUGCAUGAACUGGACGAGCUUGCCAAUACUUCACCUUCCGUCGUCGGAUGGCUUUUGCCAGAAUCCGAUACCUCGCGGACGAACGACUGUUUUCCCGAAAACUCGGGAAAAUAUUCUGGAUAUCACUCAACGAAAGAUCAGAUCAACCCAAGGAACUUCUACCCCGCUACUGCAUGAUCAGUCUACAGCAUCCGUCGAACAACUCGCAAAACUUCCAUCGCAUGCGUUUGUCGAACCGGUCAAGAAUUGUAAAGCGGAUCUUCUGUCCAAUUCGAGUUCGUGCUCGCUGUUCAAUUCAUUUGGCCUAGCGAGACUGCGGAAGAAUGCCGUUGUCAAAGCAAACUCUGUGAUCAACCUUGUAUUGCCAACGUCAAUGGUAUCGUCUUUCCUUGUGAGAAACUCAUCGUGUUCUGACCUACAUCCGCGAGAAGCUGACAUCGAAACUUGCAAGUUAUGCUUGGAGGAAAUCCCUUCCACAGACAGGCUGCAACUCGAAAGAUGUGGCUGCGUCUUCUGCCGGAAUUGUAUGAAGGAGUACGCAGAUUUCGAAAUUCGCCGUGGAAUCACCGUUUUAUCUUGUCCGGACGCGAAGUGCUGUGCUCGUGGAAUUUUGCUGGCGAACGAAAUACGCUCUCUGGUUUCCGAAAACGUCAUGAAGCUGCAUUCGAAAUUUGUUUUUGUAAAAGGUGUAGAAAACGACCCAGAGUUGACAUGGUGUCCCACCCCGGAUUGCGAUGGGGUAUGCAAACGCAAUAAUGAUGUGUUGAAAGAAGAUGCAAAGCGACAGAAGCCUGUGCCGGAAAAACUCGUGUGUCCCUUGUGCAAGCGAACAUUUUGCAUUGCUUGUCGACGUGCCUGGGAAACUCACGAAAAAGAAGAUGGGAACCUCAUUUGUCCGCCUGGUUCCUUGUCUUCAUUGCUCAUUUCCGGGAGUAAAAUCGAAUCCCACAGACCACGAACGUCCGUCUUGUCCACGGCAGCGUCAAUACGAUCUAAAUGUCGCAAAAAAUGGGCUGCAUUGAGUAAGACCCCGGAAGACGGUGUUUCCAAUGGGAUAAAGUCAAAGAAGAGGAAAGAUGCGUUUCUUCGUGGGGAAGGUUUGCCAGAAAACGAGUCCGCAGUGAGUGUGGAAUCCGCAUCGCAUCCAGCCUUUCCCGGGUUCCCGUCUCCGGCAACUUCUGUCAAGAUCCUGGACCCGGGCCUGACGAUGCUGAUGAUCAAAGAAUGCCCCAACUGCUUUGUGCCAAUUGAAAGGAACGCGGGAUGCGCGCAAAUGAUGUGUCGGCGGUGUAACCACAUUUUUUGCUGGUUCUGCCUUGCACCCUUGGACGGUGACUUCUUGCUCCGGCAUUACAGUCGUGGGCCAUGCAAGGACAAGCUGGGACACUCGCGAGCAGCUGUGAUAUGGUACCGAGCUCAAGUGGUGGCGUUGUUUCUGGGCUUCGGGCUGUUGACCGCCGUGGCGGCACCAGUGAUCCUCAUCGCGGCGCCGUGUUUGCUGGCGUGCGGCGAAUUGCGGCGUAAGAGGAAUUCUCGCGGCGCCGACGAAGAACCCGUCGUGGUGGAAAUGAGCAAACUAGACCCUGAUUGCAAUAACGAUCUGUGAGGCUGUCGCACCUGGAAGAAAUAUUUAGUGUUCUCUCUCUCUGUCUUGGAAUCCAGGAGUUUGGGCGUGGGUUUCAAUCGUAGCUCAAAAUGAAGUAAUUUUUCUUGGAACAGGUUUCUUCAGUGUUGAAUCAAGUGUCGCGUAUUUUAGGAAAGGUGCAACUCGCUGCGAGGGUUUUUUCUGACGGGAAAAGUUACGUACAAGGAAAGGGAAAUGCUUGGAGGUUGUCGAUGGUUUUUUCAAUUGAAAGCUUAACGCUUUUGACCCGCUCAUCAAAUGUCGUUUGUUCAUUAACCGGGGUAAGCAGCAGGAAACUUUUUCUCGAGUGGGCCUUUUUUUCGGAAUAAUCUGUUAUUGUGAGAACUUCUAUCAUUAUGUCGUGAUCCAUGUGAAUUUCUGCAAAUGAGGAUCAAUCUUUUCAAUGAGAGCUCCACUCCUUUUUAUAGAAAGACAGGCUGAGGCUCUAAAUAUUUUCGGGAUAUUUGAUUGCUCUAAUCGUUGGCCAUAUUAACCUACAGUCCUACAGGCUUAAUUUGAGCAAGAAUGAAAGGAAUGAAAAUUUUAAUUUGCUUCGGGUAAUUUACCGAAUGCGCGUGAUUUCAGUGCAGUGGUUUUUGAGUUGAAACCAAUCGAUAUUUAUCAGUGUUCGUCGACUGCCCUCGAAAUGUGCCAAAUUGGUUAUUUGCACUUUUACACCCAAUAAUUUGUAAGUGUGACGGCUACACUAUCUUCAUUAAAACUACCAUAGUUUCAUGAUCAAGUAAAAAAAAAGUUCCCAUGUUUUCAUCGGAUUCUGAUCUAAAGUAGAUUAUUAAAAAUCAGAAUUGCUGUAAUUUGUAUACUUCGAAUUUCAGAGCAGUUUAUAAUUUUGUGUGAAAUCAUUUGAAUCUUUUAAACCGUCAGCAGAGUGCUGGGAAUGAGAAAAAAAGUUGAAAAACCUGUUGGGGGGGGGGGGGAAAGUGCUAUAUUUAGCCAAGUACUGUACCAUGCACCCCAUUUUUACUGACUGAAAAACUGCAAUAUUCCGAAAAUAAGACACAUGAGAAUUUAGAAAUCAAAUUUGAACGAGAAUUCAACCUAAAUUCAUUUAAUUUUCAAUUGUUCAGAUUUUUUUUAAGUUCUGGUCAAAAAUGUCCCAUUAUAUUCAAGUUUGACGCACAACUAAACUUCCAACAUUUUUGGUCAUUUUCAUCCCCGUCUGACACAAUUUCCUUUUGGAGCAAUUUCAACAUAAUUUUUUAUGAAAAUUAAUUGAAUUUAGGUUCCAAUCAUGUCUGAAUUCUGGUUUGUCUUAUUUUUGAAAUAUGGCAGAUUUUUGGUCACCUGAUAUGAGAGUCCAACUCUUACUUGGGGAUAGGAUUUUAGGCUGUAAAAUCUAUGCCCAAGUCUUUCCCAUGGACCUGUGGUACUCAAAUAAAUUUUGUAUUUAACCUUGAAAAUAAAAUCUGAUUUUAUUGAUCGCCAGCUUUUCACCUAGCAUCAAUGCUCACUAAAACUGGCCCUUUCUGAAAAUAAAUCAACAUGUUGAGAGCUUCCGUUGCCCUUGGAAAGUUUGGGUGUUUGAUCGAGAAUAAUUGUCUGAAUCUUACGCCACUCGGGGAACUGAGUCAGGCACAAUUUACAAACUUCUUCCGCAAAUGAUUGACCCUAUUUUGAACCCCGUGAUGUGAGAGAGAAAGACCGACUUGGUUCGGAUCGAUUAUCCUGUCUUUCAGGGAUAGAAAAAGAAGCCCGUUUUAUCUUCUCUGAGUAAUUUAAGUUUGUGAUGAACAUCCUGUGUAGAAAAGACUGUGAAAUGCCCCAAGGGAGCGCGAUUCAAAAGCAGUAGGUGGAGAACCCAGGGUUUCCCUUUUGGUAUCGCAUUGAAAUGGAGUGUUGAAUCAUCAGUUUGCUUUUUCCUUUUUUUUAAUUUUAACCUUGGAUGUGAUUUUUACUUUAUCUCGGUCAUUUGAAAGCGUUUGCUCAAUAUUUGACCGCGGGAAUUAUGUGGAACCAUUUUUAAUCCGUAAAACACCGUCUGUCGCGGAGUUCAGCCGGAAUUCAGUGUUGUCCUCCUUUUUUUGUUGAGUGAUGAUCGUUUUUCUUCAAAACGCCCAAAUCGUGAUGAUUGUGACGAGACUUUGAAAAGUGUUUCAUGUCGAGGAGAGCCGAGAGGAAAUGAGAAUUUCUUUGGGGCUCCUUGAUGUGAAUGAAGUGAACAAGCUGUUGGGGUGGGGGAAAGUUGGACAAAACGCUGAUUGAUAAUUUUUUGUGAUUGUUUGCUUGCUUGGGUUUUUUUUGCGUGUUCUCACGCUUUUCGUCGGCAAAUAAUAUAGCGGGAAUGUGGUCCUUGUCAUGAAGGUUUUCAUCAGUCCUUUGAAGCUUGAAUCUUUGAAUUUUUAUGUACUUUUUGCGAGUGGGAAUUUCUUGGUGCUCUUCAGUUCUUGGCCAACUGCUUUAACGUAAAUGCGCAUGUGCGGAUGACCUGAUUGAAAUGAACUAUGAUGAAAUAAGAUUAUACACAGGAAACUUGUAGGUCAGCCAAUUUUUAGCAGUCAGUCAUGAACUUGAGAUGUGCAGUACAUACCAGCUUUUUGUUUUUUGCUUGCCAAUUGCAACGAUUUCUUCAUGGUUUUUCCAAGUUUUUUCUUCGCCUUCAAGGAAUGAGGCCCGAUGUCCGAUCGGAUUUUUGACACAAUUGGCAUCAUUUGGAAGGUUUCAUGAUUUUUUCAACAAUCGACGCCAUUUGGAAGAUUUGAUGAUCAUACAUUCGUUUCUUGUGUCUGACGGUGAUUGUUUCCUUCGAUGUUGGGCCUCGGAGAAGACAUUUUCUGGAUUUUGGAUGCUUCAAAAUUAAUCACUUGGUUUCCUUGUUGAAGCGGAUGAUUUUUCAUUGGACGUGAUGUUUUCUGCUUUUGAAAAUGCAGGGUUUCGUUGGACGAGGUGAAGAAUUUUCCACUGGCUUCUGGGACAAGACAAUUUUUCUGAGGGCUUCUGUAAGGAAGAAGUAUGAAAGACUUCCAGUGGAUUUUCAAGCAUUUCGAAAUAAUUCAUUGGGAUUAGCUGAAGGAAUGUCAGCAGUCACUCUUAUGCCAUGGCGAAGGAGUCACACUCGAAUGAAGCCUCGGAUUAUGGACUGUGCAUCAACAUCAGGCAGGCUGUUGGAACACAUUAUGAAAUACACAUUGUUGUACAUGCUUAUACAAUGUUAUAAUUUUUUGCAACCAAAGAAAAAAACAAGAUUGAACCUUGAAAGUUAGUUGUAGUGAAUAUCAACUUCUAAAAUUGAAAGAAGUAGCAGGAUUAAAAGGCAAAGGGUGGGAUGACAUUUGAAGAAGUAUACACCUUUUUUGGAAUGUGCUCUUGUUGCGAUGAAACAAGAUGAAUUGAAUUUGAAAGGGGAUUGCAAAAAUCAGUUUCCUCAUCUGCAAUGUCAAGCAACAGUGCACCCCUUUCAAUUGUAAAGCAUAGUUAGAUAUAACACAGACCAGAAAAAGCACUGUCCACAAAUG